This is a messenger RNA of Olea europaea var. sylvestris, 1376 nucleotides long. Its product is annotated as methyl-CpG-binding domain-containing protein 6-like. The record is from RefSeq and is a predicted model, not a curated record. Bases 151 to 1029 code for a protein of 292 amino acids. Gene Ontology annotation, molecular function: DNA binding. NCBI's taxonomy places the organism in Eukaryota, Viridiplantae, Streptophyta, Magnoliopsida, Lamiales, Oleaceae. The transcript is spliced from 7 exons.
GUCAAAAGGCAUCAUUGAAGACCAUAAUAAAAAUGUAGCAUGGUACUCUAUUGUCCGCUCCCUCCGUAGAGUGACACGUCGCACACAGACACACAGUUGUUGUCGUAAAGAGUAGCUUCUUACAACGACACGUCACUCAAUCGGCCAAGCAUGGAAGAGCGAAACUCAAUGUUGGUGCCGUUACGGCCAGCCUACGGCGGCGAUCGGUUGUCCAAGAACACCGAACUGGCCCUUGCGUCGCCACCCACAACCGCCAUCAUCAACAUCACUCCUCGGAUCAAACUCCCUCCUGGCUGGGGUGUUGAAGAGGUGCUUCGCCCCAAUGGCUCCCACAUUGACAGGUAUUAUUAUGAGCCAGGGACUGGGCGAAAAUUCAGGUCAUCUAAAGAAGUUGAGAGACACUUGAAUGGAGAAGAAUAUCCUCGGCGCAGGAGGAAAUUGACACUGCACAAUCGUAAAUCUGGGUGCCAGAGGAUGAUUGUUUCUGGUGGAAAGAUGUUGAAACUAGGUAAAGAAAUAGAUCGAAAUCAAUUGGCAAUGAUGGUUUCCAGAAGCGCUAAAGCCUCCCCAUACUUUAAGCUUCCUGAUGGGUGGAUUGUGGAGAAAGUACCCCGUAAAUAUGAUGGAACGAUUGAUAAGUACUACUACGAACCUGAGACUGGGCGGAAGUUUCGGUCCCUGGUUUCGGUUGAGAGAUACCUGGCAGAAUUGGAAGGAGAUGAUGUCCUCUUAUCAAAGGCUCUUGCAGAAAUAAAGGAAAAUAAACUCAUGUCGAAAGUUUUUCAACUGGACAAUCACAUAGAGAACUCUAUUCCGAGAACGGAAAACAUUUUUGGAGAUAUGAAAGUGUCUUCAAUUGUUGGCCCGCCAAUGAAAGUCAAUUGGGUUCUUGCAAGUCCGCAUGGAGAUGCAUGGAAUCCUAUAAUCUCUGAUAUGUCUAUUCCAGAUUCUGUUAAGCAGCAAUGGACAAAAAGAUUUAUGCAAAUAAUGAAUGACGGAGGUCUGGAUUCACCAAAUUCCUCUGCAUAAAGCGACGACUCCGUGUUCAAGUGACGACAUGUAGUCUUGAAACACUGGAAGAAUGCUUGAUGUUCAAGUGACGACAUGUAGUCUUGAAACACUGGAAGAAUGCUUGAAUGGCUUCGCUGCUGUAUUUACUACUUACUACCUAGUCUUUUGUACAUUCUUGAAAACGCCCCUCUCCACCCCGUUGCACUAAUAGCAACUCAAUGAUGUAAUAGAGUCCGUCUGGAACUUUUGAUCUACUGAGAGAUCAACCUUGUAAUGUGAGUUGUAGUGUAAACAUAAGCGAGUUAUGUCACCACAAUAGAAUACAACUUGUAACAUCUCCCAAAAACCAGACAUCUUUUAUAGCA